Cucumis sativus (cucumber) is the source of this 1585-nucleotide messenger RNA. RefSeq names its product E3 ubiquitin-protein ligase SINAT5. Lineage: Eukaryota; Viridiplantae; Streptophyta; Magnoliopsida; Cucurbitales; Cucurbitaceae. Gene Ontology annotation, molecular function: ubiquitin protein ligase activity; zinc ion binding; protein binding. Gene Ontology annotation, biological process: ubiquitin-dependent protein catabolic process; multicellular organism development. The record is from RefSeq and is a predicted model, not a curated record. The transcript is spliced from 3 exons. The coding region runs from base 331 to 1326 and encodes 331 amino acids. Gene Ontology annotation, cellular component: cytoplasm.
CUUCUUAACCAAUCUUCUAGCCGUAUGAUCCCCUGUUUUUACUCUUCCCCAUCGCCAGAUCAACGGUGCCAUUACUCUCUUUCUCCCCUCUCACUUCAGAGACCUGGCAAAGAGAGGAACGACACAACGGGGUAGACACGACGAAGAAAAGAACCUCAUCUUUCGGGUAAAAAAGGGAUCUUUCCGUUCCAUUCAUCUACCCCUUUUCCUCUUUCUUGCCUUCUUUACGAAUCCCUGUUCGGAAUUUUCAGGAGGGUUCUAAAAUCUUGAUCGCUUCUUUGUUUUGGCUUAGUGGGUUUGUCUUAAUUUCUACAGAUUUUGUUCUUGUGAAUGGAUUUGGAUAGUAUUGAGUGUGUUUCAUCUUCAGAUGGUCUUGAUGAAGAUGAGAUCCAUCUGCAUCACACUCUUCAUCCUUAUUCUCUUUCUCACCAUCAUCCAGAGUUGUCAGCGACGAAGCCUCGUAAUGGAAGCAAUAAUAGCGGUAUAGCAGUCCCCACUGCGACUGCACCCGCUACUAGCGUCCAUGAAUUGCUUGAGUGCCCUGUUUGUACCAAUUCUAUGUACCCUCCCAUUCAUCAGUGCCACAAUGGACAUACCUUAUGUUCUACAUGUAAAACACGGGUUCAUAAUCGUUGCCCUACUUGUAGACAAGAGCUUGGAGAUAUUAGGUGCCUAGCAUUGGAGAAGGUGGCAGAAUCACUUGAAUUGCCUUGCAAGUAUUAUUCGUUGGGGUGCACUGAGAUAUUCCCAUACUACAGUAAGCUUAAGCAUGAGGCAUUGUGCAACUAUAGACCCUAUAGUUGCCCAUACGCUGGGUCAGAAUGCUCUGCUGUUGGGGAUAUUCCUUUCCUUGUUGCCCAUCUCAGGGAUGACCAUAAGGUGGACAUGCACACUGGCUGCACAUUUAACCAUCGCUAUGUGAAAUCCAAUCCAAGGGAAGUGGAGAAUGCUACUUGGAUGCUUACUGUGUUCCAUUGUUUUGGUCAAUAUUUCUGCCUUCACUUUGAAGCCUUUCAGCUUGGGAUGGCCCCAGUCUAUAUGGCUUUCCUUCGUUUCAUGGGCGAUGAGAACGAUGCACGGACAUACAGCUACAGUCUUGAGGUCGGUGGAUACGGGCGAAAACUAAUAUGGGAGGGCACCCCACGAAGUAUUAGAGAUAGUCAUCGAAAAGUGAGGGACAGCCAUGAUGGACUAAUCAUUCAAAGAAAUAUGGCUCUUUUCUUCUCUGGUGGGGACAGGAAGGAAUUGAAACUUAGAGUUACGGGAAGGAUAUGGAAGGAACAAAACCCAGAUGCUGGGGUAUGCAUACCGAACCUGUGUAGCUAAAGACAAGUAUUCUCUUUCUCACGGGCCUACGGUUUUGUGUGUUCUGGAGCUACUGUGCUUUGUACCUAUUCUCUCUUUACCUUUCCUGGUAUAUUGUAAUGGAUGAUUUGUUAAAUAGUAGUCAUAUUGAUAAUUAUUAAUCUUCCAUAGAAUUUGAUUUAGGGAUGAUUUGUUUUUUGAAGUUGUAAUGGAUGUUUGCUUUGUAACUUUAUAGAGAAGUGGAAUAUCAACACAAUUGCCAUGUGCAUCUUCUUUCCCA